Prunus dulcis (almond) is the source of this 992-nucleotide messenger RNA. Its product is annotated as increased DNA methylation 3. The coding region runs from base 245 to 661 and encodes 138 amino acids. The record is from RefSeq and is a predicted model, not a curated record. The transcript is spliced from 3 exons. Gene Ontology annotation, cellular component: nucleus. NCBI's taxonomy places the organism in Eukaryota, Viridiplantae, Streptophyta, Magnoliopsida, Rosales, Rosaceae.
ACAGUAGCCAUUUGUGACUUUUGGCGUAAAACAAUAAAAACCCUCUUCUGAGCGUGCACCACCUGCAGAGUCAUCGUCUUCUUACAAUUAGAGCUUCCAGAGAGCAAGAGAGAGAGAGAGAGAGAGAGAGAGAGAGGUUGAACUACUAGGGCUUGCACCUUUGAGUUGCGGUCGCUGUUGAUCUGGAAAGGAGGACUGAGGUGUAUCUGAGUGAUCACAACGGUAAAGAAGCAAAGUUGGUGGCAUGGGAGUGGAAAAUGUCGCUGAUCUUCCACCUCUGGAUCCAGCUGUUGUUUUGAUUGGAACAGCAAAGGGAGGUAAUGUUGGACCUCCUAGCGGUCUUGUUGACAUUGGUGUGAGUGAAGCUGCCUACCUUUUUCGAGUUGCACUUCCUGGUAUUCGGAAGAAUGAAUGUAGGGUAAAAUGUGAUAUCCAACGUGAUGGAAAGGUUCAUAUAGAAGGAAUCAUGACAGGUGUCGGACUUUUGAGAAACUCGUCAACUGUGUACCAUUCGAGAGUCCAGCAACUAUGCCCACCGGGAGAAUUUAGCAUAUCUUUCCGUCUGCCUGGACCUGUUGACCCCCGUUUGUUUUCUCCUUAUUUCCGGCAUGAUGGAAUCCUGGAAGUGGUGGUUAUGAAAGGCAGAGCACCUCUACCCUGAGAAGCCAGGUUUCCAAAUCUGUGGGGUUAGUGGAAGGACACUCUCUUAGGUUAUGGCGUUUAUUUUUGCUUGAAGUGCAAAUGGGGAUAGUUGUAAUGAGGGAAGCAAAUGCAUGCAUACAAAGAUGUUCUGUCUUGUUUGGAAAAAGGCAGUGUGUUUUAAUUGGCGCAGUGAUGCAUAGAGUCAGUUUGAGGAGAAAAUCAGACUUUAUAUAAAUGGAUAAUGAAGUUCAAAUAGCUAGAUUGUUUAAUACAAAGAAUUAAUUGGAAACUCAAAAUCUGGGGUCAAGCUUUAACCCAGAUCAUCCUUAAUGCAACUUGUUAAUUAUCAA